UGGAAUCAUUAUGGUCAUAUUGUGCAGUGACGUAGAGUCGUAUGUUCGUACUUUGGAGAAAAUAUAUUCCUGAACGGUUUAUUUGGCAAAAUUAUUCAUUUACUUUUGUUGGAAUCAGCAACGAAUUGAUGUAAACCCGAGCGAAAGAAAAGUUGAGAGACGAGAAAAAAACACAAUUUUUUUGCGAUAUAAAAGCGCCCCAUAAGCGUAACUAAUAUUUACAUAUUAGGACUGGAUCGCUCCUGAAAAAAAACCUAUCAAUCUCCCAGUGGCAGUGCGAUUUGUUUGUUUUUGAUUUAUCCAUAAUAUAUAUUUUCCGAGUCAAUUUGCGAUUGACUUAACAAAGAGAUACGAUAUCUUUGUCUAAUUUGCGAACUGGCAUUGCGCACCCCAAAGGAGGGGAAACAAAAUCUUAUAUGACUUUUGAAAGAUUCGGUGAAACACCAGUAAAAAAAACCGUACGUCUUAUUGAGAAAAAACGGAGUAAAGGGUUCGAGCUGUGCAUGAAUUUAAAAGGGCGAACCAUAAGUCACCGGACUUCGAGUAACAGACAUCGGAAGUUACAGCCAUUCAGGUACACAUGAGCCUGCUGCUUUGCCAUUUUUUUAAAGACUUAAACUGAAUCUACAACCAAAUUGAUUACACCGUUGUUUGAAUAAAGCACAAUUUAUUCGCUUUUCCGGAAGGAUAUACCAAUUCAUGCUUAUUCUCGGUACAUUUAAUAAGUAAACACAGCAGCGGCAACAUAUAUAAAAAAAAAA
Molecule: messenger RNA, 761 nt
Organism: Drosophila suzukii
Lineage: Eukaryota; Metazoa; Arthropoda; Insecta; Diptera; Drosophilidae
Source: RefSeq, a predicted model, not a curated record